Sciurus carolinensis (gray squirrel) is the source of this 615-nucleotide messenger RNA. Its product is annotated as interferon lambda-3-like. The record is from RefSeq and is a predicted model, not a curated record. The coding region runs from base 1 to 615 and encodes 204 amino acids. The transcript is spliced from 6 exons. Lineage: Eukaryota; Metazoa; Chordata; Mammalia; Rodentia; Sciuridae. Gene Ontology annotation, molecular function: cytokine activity. Gene Ontology annotation, biological process: cell surface receptor signaling pathway via JAK-STAT; innate immune response; positive regulation of immune response.
AUGAAGCUGGGCCUGGCUGGGGGCUGCCUGCUCCUUCUGAUGCUGAUGGCUGCGGUGCUGACGAGGACCCGGGCAGCUCCUGUCCCCGGACCCCCGUGUGUGCUCCCCAAGGCCAGGGUGUGCGACAUGGCCCAGUUCAAGUCUCUAGCCCCCCGGGAGCUGCAGGCCUUCAAGACGGCCAAGGAUGCCUUCGAAGAGUCGCUCCUGCUGAAGGACUACACGUGCAGCCACCCGCUCUUCCCCAGGCCCUGGGACCUGAGGCAGCUGCAGGUGUGGGAGCGCCCCGUGGCCUUGCAGGCCGAGCUGGCCCUGACGCUGCAGGUCCUGGCCACCGUGGCCAACUCCACCCUGGGGGACGUCCUGGACCAGCCCCUGCGCACACUGGGCCACAUCCACUGCCAGCUGCAGGCCUGUGCCCUGGCUCAGCCCACAGCAGGCCCCAGGCCCCAUGGCCGCCACCGCCACCGCCACCGCCUGUCCCACUGGCUGCAGAGGCUCCAGCAGGCCCCACAGAAGGAGACCCCCGGCUGCCUCCAGAUCUCUGUCAUGUUCAACCUCUUCCGCCUCCUGACCCUGGACCUGAGGUGUGUCGCCAGCGGACACCUGUGCGUCUGA